CACACUCCCUCAACAACCUCACUCUUCCCCAUUCCUCUAUAAAACCCCCCCAAACCUCACUCCAUUCCUCAACAAACACACCAAACCAAAAACAUUUCCCAUAAAAUCCCCAAUUUACCCUCUGUAACCGUCAUCAUCAUGGAUCUAAUCUUCCUCGAGAAGGCACUCACCGCGCUAUUCGUAGCCGCGGUUAUCGCCAUCGCCGCCGCCAAGCUCCGCGGCAAGCGCUUCAAACUCCCGCCAGGUCCCCUCCCGGUGCCGAUCUUCGGGAACUGGCUCCAAGUCGGCGACGACCUCAACCACCGCAACCUCACCGACCUCGCGAAGAAAUUCGGCGACAUUUUCCUCCUCCGAAUGGGGCAGCGCAACCUCGUGGUAGUCUCCUCACCGGAGCUAGCCAAGGAGGUGCUCCACACGCAGGGAGUGGAAUUCGGCUCGCGCACUCGCAACGUCGUGUUCGACAUCUUCACCGGCGAGGGACAGGACAUGGUGUUCACUGUCUACGGCGAGCAUUGGCGGAAGAUGCGGCGGAUCAUGACGGUGCCGUUUUUCACUAACAAGGUGGUGCAGCAGUACCGUUACGGGUGGGAGGACGAGGCGGCGCACGUCGUGGAGGAUGUGCGUCGGAACCCUGACGCCGCCGUGAACGGCGUCGUUUUGAGGCGGAGGUUGCAGUUGAUGAUGUACAAUAACAUGUACAGGAUUAUGUUUGAUAGAAGGUUUGAGAGUGAGGAGGACCCGUUGUUUCAGAAGUUGAAGGCGUUGAAUGGUGAGAGGAGUCGUUUGGCUCAGAGCUUUGAUUAUAACUAUGGCGAUUUCAUCCCUAUCUUGAGACCCUUCUUGCGUGGUUACUUGAAAAUCUGUAAGGAGGUUAAGGAUCGAAGGUUGCAACUCUUCAAGGACUAUUUCGUUGAAGACAGAAAGAGUAUUGGAAGCACUAAGAGAAUGGAUAAUGAAGGACUCAAGUGUGCUAUCGAUCACAUUUUGGAUGCCCAGAGAAAGGGGGAGAUUAAUGAGGACAAUGUUCUUUACAUUGUUGAGAACAUUAACGUUGCAGCAAUUGAGACAACUCUAUGGUCAAUUGAAUGGGGCAUUGCUGAGCUUGUGAACCACCCAGAGAUCCAGAACAAGGUUAGAGAUGAAAUUGACAGAGUUCUUGGACCAGGACACCAGGUCACAGAGCCAGACACCCACAAGCUCCCAUACCUAGAGGCUGUGAUCAAGGAAACUCUUCGCCUCCGAAUGGCGAUUCCCCUCCUCGUCCCACACAUGAACCUCCACGACGCGAAGCUCGGUGGCUUCGACAUCCCUGCAGAGAGCAAGAUCCUUGUGAAUGCAUGGUGGCUCGCCAACAACCCUGCUCAUUGGAAGAACCCUGAAGAGUUCAGGCCUGAGAGGUUCUUGGAGGAGGAGUCCAAAGUGGAGGCUAAUGGGAAUGACUUCAGGUACCUUCCGUUCGGUGUUGGGAGGAGGAGCUGCCCUGGAAUCAUCCUUGCUUUGCCUCUGCUUGGCAUCACUUUGGGGCGUUUGGUGCAGAAUUUUGAGCUCUUGCCGCCUCCCGGACAGUCCAAGCUUGAUACUACAGAGAAAGGAGGGCAGUUUAGUUUGCACAUACUGAAACAUUCAACUAUUGUUGCAAAACCAAGAUCAUUUUAAGUGUUAGGAUUUCAGAUCAGAUGAAUCAACCCCCUAAUUCUUUUAGUGUAUUAUCAAUGCUGAAGUGUUUGGAAAUGGGGAUAUAUAGUGUUAAAAUAUCAGUAUGGGUGCAUUAUUCUGUGCACGCCUCCCUGUAAAUCUCUAAACUUGCAAUGAUGGUUUUGAGAACAUUUUGAAAUAAAAUCUUCACUUCCAAUUGUAUGGUAA
Lotus japonicus is the source of this 1863-nucleotide messenger RNA. Its product is annotated as trans-cinnamate 4-monooxygenase. Gene Ontology annotation, biological process: lignin metabolic process. The coding region runs from base 139 to 1656 and encodes 505 amino acids. Gene Ontology annotation, molecular function: trans-cinnamate 4-monooxygenase activity; iron ion binding; heme binding. The transcript is spliced from 3 exons. The record is from RefSeq and is a predicted model, not a curated record. NCBI's taxonomy places the organism in Eukaryota, Viridiplantae, Streptophyta, Magnoliopsida, Fabales, Fabaceae.